CCAAGCCCGCCUUCAUGGUAUAGGUCGGCAGCGGGAUGUCACUACUCUCGAGAAACUAUCUGUAAGAUAGAGAGGACAAUCUUCGCGAUGUCAGCCACACAUAGCAGCCUAGAUGCUGCUGCCGUCGACAGAAAAGCUCGCCUGGCGAAACUCGCAUCUCUGAAGCGCAAGCAGCCUGGCUCCCAUUCCACAGUUUCAAGUCUACAAGCGGACACCGAAACAGGAGAGACGGAAACGCCGCCUCAAUCCACGACUGAUCAGUAUCUCUCAGGCCGAAAUUACGAUCUAACAACGAAGAAUGCCAAACUUGGAUUCGAAAACGCGCCCGUUGGUGACGACGUCGAGACUGUUGAAGAGCAGGCUGAUCGCAUCCUAGCAUCCACUGCAGAGCAAGCCGCCAAAGAUGAGCUGGAAGCAGAGAAGGGUAUUGACUUGUUCAAACUGCAGCCGAGAAAGCCAAAUUGGGACCUGAAAAGAGACUUGACGGAGAAGAUGAAGAUUUUGGACGUCCGGACACAAAACGCCAUUGCCCGUCUGGUGAGAGAACGCAUUGAGAAUGCGAAGAAACAAGCUCUAGAGAAAAAUUCCGUUCAAAAGCAACCUGCGACAGAGAAGGGCGAGGAAGGAGAGGAGGUCGGCAUCGAAGGCAACACGCUAGUGGAGAGUAUACAUUUACGAGAACAGGAGGAGGAGCGAGAGGCUGCUCUCGAGAACGAAGAAGAUGGCAUUCCCUGAUCGACGACGGAGCGACCUAGCGAUAAUUGCACCAAGGCGAUGGCCAAAAAGUCAAGUCGAUGAGGAUGCGCCACCCGGUGCCUGUUAAACCCGCAGGUUGGAUAUACAUCUGAAUAAGGUCGAUGACAGCGCCUCGCGCAAGAGAUAUGGAUCACAAUUUCCACGACCUUCUCAAAUAUCCGAAUUUCAAGACUGAGCGCGGCGCCCCACACGACAUGACGACCGCUGCUCAGACCUAAAAGCUGCAGGAAUCCGCCGCGCUCGGUCGGAAAACUUCAAUCGUUGUUGCAGCAGACCGCGCUUUUGGCGAGGGUAUGCUACCGCAGAAAUGUGAGACACAAGGAGGUACGGUGGAAAGUCUCGCUAAGCAGAAGGGCCUGUGGCAAGUAGCAUCAAGAGCCAUAGCGAGAACUAUUGGCGAAUGAGCUAGGAAAUGAAUACACAAUAGUGAGCAAUGACAUCCCAGUGUCCGGUAAACCAACGGUACCACGAUACAAACAAGUACUCCAUGACGACAAACGUGCAUUGCUCGUAGGGGUAUGAUAAAGGGACAUCAGCCAAUUCAUGUGUCAAUGCAGCCACCAGCGCCUUGCAAACCACAAUCAACAAUACUUCACCAAAUUAAGGUUCCUCCGUUUAGAACUGGAGCAUCCAACCAAUAUCCUGAAGUUGCGAUUCAGUUGACCUAUCACAUAUUCAUCGCCUGCGUUAGAGCCAGCCUUUUGCUGUACGGGCUCAAGCUCCGGUCCCUCAUAUUGCUUCGCUUCUCGCCGCCAAACCUGAAUUCUCGCUGAGGCAAUCCGUCGUCAUCAUUGUCGUCGUCGUCGUG
This is a messenger RNA of Cladophialophora immunda, 1564 nucleotides long. RefSeq lists its product as uncharacterized. The transcript has a single exon. NCBI's taxonomy places the organism in Eukaryota, Fungi, Ascomycota, Eurotiomycetes, Chaetothyriales, Herpotrichiellaceae. The record is from RefSeq and is a predicted model, not a curated record. The coding region runs from base 88 to 735 and encodes 215 amino acids. Gene Ontology annotation, cellular component: U2-type spliceosomal complex; post-mRNA release spliceosomal complex.